UUAGUCAGCUGUUCAAAAAACGUAACCACCCAACAACACUGGCGGCAUCAUUAUGCUUGCAGCUCUCAGGACCGGAACCGGACUGGGAAAGGGGUUUGGCUGGCCACUUCUGGGCCCCUCCGGACGCCACCUUAGCUAUGUCCUGGGCAUAGAGACCUCCUGCGACGACACUGGCCUCGCCAUCGUGGACACCGAUGGUCGCGUGCAUGCCAACGUGCUGGAGUCCCAGCAGGAGUUCCACACCCGCUAUGGCGGCAUCAUUCCACCCCGGGCCCAGGACCUGCACCGAGCACGCAUCGAAUCCGCCUACGACCGCUGCUUGGCGGAGGCGCAGCUGCAGCCGGACCAACUCACGGCCAUUGCCGUGACCACGCGUCCCGGGCUGCCGCUUAGCUUGCUGGUUGGAUUGCGCUUCGCCCGGCACUUGGCACGCCGCCUGAAGAAGCCCCUGUUGCCCGUGCAUCAUAUGGAGGCGCACGCACUGCAGGCACGCAUGGAGCAGCCGGCCACCAUUAGCUUUCCGUUUCUCUGCCUUCUGGUGAGCGGCGGACACUGCCAGCUGGUGAUGGUUCGUGGUCCUGGUCGCCUGUCGCUCCUCGGCCAGACGCUGGACGAUGCACCCGGCGAGGCUUUCGACAAGAUCGCCCGCCGCCUGCGGCUACACGUUCUGCCCCAGUAUAGGCUGUGGAAUGGCGGACGGGCCAUCGAGCACGCCGCCCGGCUGGCCAGUCAACCGCUGGCCUACGAGUUUCCUCUGCCGUUGGCCCAGCAGCGCAACUGUCACUUCAGCUUUGCGGGCAUCAAGAACAACUCGUUUCGCGCCAUUAGGGCACGCGAGCGGAUGGAGGAAACGCCUCCGGACGGUGUCAUCAGCAACUAUGGCGACUUUUGUGCCGGAUUGUUGCGCGCCUGCAGCCGCCACCUGAUGCAUCGUACCCAGCGGGCGCUGGAGUACUGCCUGCAGCCGAACGUCCAGUUGUUUGGCGACGCCCCGCCUACGCUGGUCGUAUCCGGCGGUGUGGCCAACAACGAUGCCAUCUAUGCGAACAUGGAGCACCUGGCUAAGCAGUACAACUGCCGCAGCUUCCGACCCGCCAAACGCUACUGCUCCGACAAUGGCGUGAUGAUCGCCUGGCACGGUGUCGAGCAGCUGCUGCAGGCCGGAGAGAGCUGCCUGCGCUUUGACUACGACAGCAUUGAUGUCCAGGGCAGCGCCGGCUUUGCCAAUUCCCUCGAAGCGGAUGUGAACGCCGCCCACAUUAAGUGCAAGUGGGUACAGCCGCUGGACUGAUAUAAGACUUUAACUUGGGUUCCUGGCCCGUCCAUGUCCCCCAUCAAGCAGAAAGGCUGCUGCUGAGGCUUUGGCGACGAUGUGGACAGUAUCUGUAUGGCUUUGGCAUGCCUCGUUAGCUAUUUUCUAUGGCUUUUUGAUUAGAAGAAACGUGUGCUUGAGAUGAAAAGCAUGAUGGUUUGCCAUUCUAUUACUUUAUAGAUGGGAGAUUCUGUAAAUAAAUGUUAAAAUUAAAUCUUGGCAGAUGUUUUUUUUUUCAGAGAAUGCCGGUAUGUAAGCCAAAUUAGUCGUGAGAUGCGACAAUGUCCUGGGAUGGUACCGCCUCUGUUGAUGGGCCUAUUGUAGCAGUUUCUUAAUUUUAACUUACAUAUAUGUGGUCACAGGCCUACCGAUGUCUUAUCAGCUAGGAGAGAGAUCCAAAUCGCAAUUAAUUUCAACCUUUUUCAAAUUUAUUUGCUUUGGCUGACACAACCCCCCACUCGAAAGAGACCCCGAAAGAGGUUUUCGGAUUCAUUUCGUUUUGGAUUUCGUUUUAUUAUAAGAUAUUAUCUGAAAUCAAUAAUGUUAAAUCACUAAGGUCUAGAAAAAAAAUGUAAAAAUUGAUAAUGUAUACAUAUAAAAAUAUUAAAAAAUGCAUUAGUUCGUA
This is a messenger RNA of Drosophila kikkawai, 1937 nucleotides long. It is a transcript of the gene Tcs4, whose product is annotated as Threonyl-carbamoyl synthesis 4. Gene Ontology annotation, biological process: tRNA threonylcarbamoyladenosine modification. The record is from RefSeq and is a predicted model, not a curated record. Gene Ontology annotation, cellular component: mitochondrion. NCBI's taxonomy places the organism in Eukaryota, Metazoa, Arthropoda, Insecta, Diptera, Drosophilidae.